AUAAGAAUCUGAUUGACCGCGUGUAAACUAGUCAUUGGAUUUGGUAACAUUAUAAAAGAAUUAGGAGGAUAAGUGAGACGUUCGUCAUCAACGUUAUUAAGAUUUUGAAACCGUCCAUUAGUUAGUUUUAGGUUGAUCGACACAUUGGACCUAUCGACUUGGCCCACUAUAAUUUAGCCCAUACCUUUUUGAGCCCAACUAGUCAUUGGUCUUCUUCCGGCUAUAAAUAGCAACUAGAUCAUCGCCAUUAGCAUCAUUCAAUCAACUCACUCUUAAACUCAAAACAUUCCAAAGGCAUCUAAAUUCGAGAAUGAGUGCAUCCUCCUCCAGAGAAUCUACCUCCGCCGCCGGAAACUUCAAAGUGGAGAUAAAAGAAUACGGUGGAGGUAAAGGACCAGUCCGGUAUUUUUUUGAUGAGGAUUCGUGCAUUGCAAGGGUAGAUGUUCCGGGUUGUUCAAGAUUUUCCAGUGUUCACCCAUUGGAGAAAACCAACGUAGGGUUUCGAACAGAAGAAGUAGACGAGAACAACAACCCCUUACGCACAUACUCCGGCUUCGUCAAGUUCCCAACUGUUUACGAUCCGAAGAAUGCUGAACUUAAGGUUGAUAGUGGCGUGCUCUGGGUCACCGUUCCUAGGAAACAACACCGCCAAGGUUAAUCAAGAAGAAUACCGUACGAUGCUGUUUAAUUAUGUCGUAUUUAAACUAGAAUAAUAAAAAUCUGUUUGGACCAUGCAUGGUCGGUGUUGUCAGGGUUUCUCUAUAAUCGAUGUGUGCAGUCUAUUGUUAGGGUUUCAUAUGGUGUGUCGCUAGCUGUUACAUCCAGCAAGCUUAUUUAUCUUUUAUGGUUAUUAAACUCUUCUGCUUGUUUUAUCAUAUAAUUAAUAAAAAAAAUAUUAAAAAUUAACCGUAAAUAAAUUAAAGUUCAAGAAUUUCAUCCACCGUCAAUUCAUUGUUAGUUUCUCUCAGCGUCUCUAAAUGCUUUAAGUCGUGUGACUUUUGAAAAAAGAACAUUUACGCUGCGUUUGGAAGUAUAGAUAUAGUUCUAUUUUUGGAAUGGCUGAGUAAUGACUAAGUGGGAGAAAUUUCGAAGCUUUACCAUUUGCACAGAAAGAAUCUUUGACAUUUGAAAAUUGGUUAAAAAUAAUUGAUAACGAAAUUUGCAUUACAACUCAGUGCUAAUGACAAAAGGGAAAAGAAACAUUAGGUUGUUAUUCUCUUACAAAUAUCUGAAAAUUUUAAGAGUUAAUUAGAUGUUUUACUUAGUCAAAUUUAAAGGGAAAUUAAAUUGCAAGGAUUGAAUUUCGAAGAUGUCUAUUUGUAGAAGGAGUAAGCAAUAAGUUUAAUGGGUUUAUAAAGAAAGGAAAAUAUUCCUUCUACCAUAUGA
This is a messenger RNA of Arabidopsis lyrata subsp. lyrata, 1386 nucleotides long. Its product is annotated as 14.7 kDa heat shock protein. The record is from RefSeq and is a predicted model, not a curated record. Lineage: Eukaryota; Viridiplantae; Streptophyta; Magnoliopsida; Brassicales; Brassicaceae. Bases 311 to 658 code for a protein of 115 amino acids. The transcript has 2 exons.